Messenger RNA from Striga hermonthica, 2289 nucleotides. The record is from the annotation of a GenBank genome assembly. Lineage: Eukaryota; Viridiplantae; Streptophyta; Magnoliopsida; Lamiales; Orobanchaceae.
AUGACGAUACCACUCGCCGCCGCCGCCGCCGCCGCCGCCGCUGUACUGUUCCUCUCCGCCGUGCUCCUUCAUCCGCUUCCCACACUCGCUCUCGGCGGCUCUGCCGCAACCAUCGCAGUGGUCUACGGGUCCACCACCGCCGUCUGCACCAUUGCCGCCGGCCAGCCCAUCCAGCAAAUCCAAUGCUGGAGCAACGGCCUUGUUCUGCCGUCCAUCCUCCCCAACACCUCCUUCGACGCCGUCGCCGGCGGCCGCGACUCCAUCUGCGGCAUCCGAUCCGGCGGUUUCAGCCUCAUCUGCUGGAAUACCACUUUUUCCCCCAAGCGGUUAUACAACAACGCCUCACGCCCGCUGACCACUCUCGCCGUCGGCGACACCCAAAUCUGCGCCCUGACCAACGCCGGACACGCUGAGUGCUGGCGAGGCGACAGCAUCUCCCCUUCUCGAAGCCCCAUCGCAAACCUGCGAUUCCGCACGAUCUCGUCCGGAAUUGGUUUUUCCUGCGGCAUCACGCAUUCGGGAAGCCGCGUCGUAUGCUGGGGGGACGAUGCCGCGUUUUCCAAUUCAAUCCAGUCGGAGUUCGGCAACGCAUCAAUGUCCGACAUCUACGCUGGCGGGCGGCACGCCUGCGGGAUAACCAACCUAGGGUUCGUAAUAUGCAGAGGCGACAAUACCAGCGGGCAGCUGAAUGUCCCCGCAAAUUCCGCGUAUGAAUACAGAGGAUUAGCCCUGGGACAAAACCACAGCUGCGCCAUCCGACGAUUGAACCGCACUGUCGUGUGCUGGGGUGGUGGGGAAUUCACUACCAGCACCUCCAUUGACGGGAUCUCUUUCGAGACCAUAGCCGCGGGCCUCAAUUUCACCUGCGGGCUUGUGACCACCAAUUUCUCGGUCAUCUGUUGGGGCUCUAAUUUCCCCAACGCUGAGUUACCUCUGUCCAGAACCCUCCCGGGCCCAUGUAUCGACUCGCCCUGCCCCUGCAACGUCUAUCCUCAAUCCCACUCCCUCUGCUCUGCAAACGGCCACAUCUGCAGGCCUUGUGACAUCCCCAUUCCUAAUCCACCGGCUAUUUUGCCAUCUCCUCCUCCUCAUUCCCCACAUUCAAGGACAGGUUUACUGGUUUUUGUGAUUGUUGGCUCUGUCGGGGGCUUUGCCGGGAUUUGCUCGUUAAUCUACUGUGUUUGGACAGGCGUUUGUUUUGGUAAGAAAAAAAUUCACAAUUCGGUGCAGCCGACCAUAACGGUGGCUUCCAACCAUGGGUCAAGCAGCAACCCGCCUUCACGCUCAUCCACCAUCCGAAGGCAGGGCUCGAUCCUAAUGAGACGGCAGAGAAGCGGGCCUUCAUCUAAGCACGCAGAUCGGGCCGAAGAGUACAAGUUCUCAGAGCUGUCAGCCGCCACUGACAACUUCUCCUUGCAGAACAAGAUUGGCGCCGGCAGCUUUGGUGUGGUGUACAAAGGCAAAUUGGCCGAUGGGCGUGAAGUUGCCAUCAAGAGGAGUGAGCCAGGCAAGAAAUUUCAGGAGAAGGAGACGGCCUUUGAGUCGGAGCUGGCAUUUUUAUCUCGGCUGCACCACAAGCACUUGGUGAGGCUUGUGGGAUACUGUGAGGAAAAAGAUGAGCGGUUAUUGGUGUACGAGUACAUGAAGAAUGGGGCGCUUCACAACCAUCUGCACGGGAAUACAAAUACCAAUGUGAUAAAUUCGUGGAAAAUGAGGAUAAAGAUCUCGCUGGAUGCGGCCCGUGGGGUAGAGUACCUGCACAGCUAUGCAGUGCCCCCAAUCAUCCACCGGGACAUCAAGUCGUCCAACAUACUGCUGGACGAAGACUGGAGCGCACGGGUCUCGGAUUUUGGGCUGUCUCUGCUGAGCCCGGAUAAGGAUCGGGAAGGAGGGUUCCGGCCCGCUGGGACGGUGGGGUAUAUCGACCCAGAAUAUUAUGGGCUGAACGUGGUGACCGCCAAGAGUGACGUGUACGGUCUGGGGGUGGUUUUGCUGGAGCUGCUCACUGGCAAAAGGGCGAUUUUCAAGACAAGCGGUGGUGAGCCCAUAAGCGUGGUGGAGUAUGCAGUGCCGGCGAUUAUAGCCGGGGAGGUGGAGAGGAUUUUGGACCCGAGAGUGGGGGCGGAGGAGUUGGAGGCUGUGGAGCUGAUGGCGAAUACGGCCAUGCAUUGUGUGCAAAUAGAAGCCAAAGAUCGGCCCACCAUGACGGAUGUCGUGGCCAAUUUGGAGAGGGCUUUGGCCUUGUGCCAGGGGGACAGCCAUGGGAGUAUCUCUAUUGCUUCUGAUUGA